UUAUUGUAUUUUGGAUAUGCAGAUGGGAAACCUGGUAAUGCUGCUGAGUUGUUUGAGAGAGUUUCACAAAGUGUAAAGGUGAAACAUUAUAGUGAGGCACUUGAUGAUCUAAAUGCUGCUAUAGAGGCAGAUCCAACACUUUCAGAGGCUUAUUGGCAUCGUGCAUCUAUUCUUCGUCAGUUGUGCAGAUACGAGGGUUCAGAGAAGAACUACAAAAAGUUUCUGGAGAUGAAACCUGGAAAUUCAGCUGCAGAGAAGGAACUUUCUCAAUUGUUACAGGCUCAGAGUGCCCUUGAGACAGCUACAACUCUCUUUGAUUCAGGCGACUUUACAAAGUCAUUGGAGUAUAUCGAUAAAGUUGUUCUUGUAUUUUCUCCUGCAUGUUCAAGGGCCAAACUCCUUAAGGUGAAGUUAUUGUUAGCUGCUAAAGAUUAUUCAGGUGCCAUCUCUCAGACAGGGUAUAUUCUUAAAGAAGAUGAGAACAAUCUAGAGGCAUUACUGCUACGAGGUCGUGCCUACUAUUAUUUAGCUGAUCAUGAUGUUGCUUCAAGGCAUUUCCAGAAAGGUCUUCGUCUGGACCCAGAACAUAGUGAACUAAAGAAAGCAUAUUUUGGAUUGAAAAAUUUACUCAAGAAGACUAAAAGUGCAGAAGAUAACAUAAAUAAGGGUAAGCUGCGUCUGGCAGUGGAGGACUAUAAAGCAGCCCUUGCACUGGACCCAAAUCAUCUGGCACACAACUUUCACCUUCAUCUUGGUUUGUGUAAGGUCUUGGUUAAGCUUGGUAGGGGAAAGGAUGGUGUAAGUAGUUGCACAGAAGUGCUUGACAUUGAUGAGGAGCUUGUUGAAGCUUUAGUUCAGAGGGGUGAAGUGAGACUUUUGAUAGAAGAUUGGGGGGGAGCUGUAGCAGAUCUAAAGUCUGCAGUUGAAAAAUCACCUCAGGUUUGUCUUAAAAAAUUUCCCAAUUAUAUUAUAAGCUCUCUUAAACUUAAUUGAGAAUAUGUCUGCCAAUGGAGCUGAUUGGAGGAAAUGCAUCUAUGUAGCCAACCUGGUGUAAUUAGGACUGUAAGAUAAAUUGAUGUAUAGAGAAAUAGAGAGAAUGAAUUAUGUAUUGAUUGAUUGAUAUAUUGAUAUUCUGUAUUGUAUGUGAUGUAAUUACAAGAGAAAUCAACUCUCUCUUUAUAGAGAGAAGCAAUAUACAUUGGAUUCCAAAUGAUGGGCAUUACCACCGAAAGCAAAAAGAGAAAAGAGAAAGCUAUACAAUUGGCAAUAUUAUAUUAACAGU
Messenger RNA from Camellia sinensis, 1282 nucleotides. The record is from RefSeq and is a predicted model, not a curated record. Lineage: Eukaryota; Viridiplantae; Streptophyta; Magnoliopsida; Ericales; Theaceae.